UUGACAUUGACAUCAGUUUGCUACUUAGGAAGUGAUCUAUUCUCUAAUUCUCUGUAUAUACACAUCACCAAAUAAUAAUGCAAAUUGAAUUGUCCAGAAAAAUUAAAACAUAUCAAGAAUAAAAAAAAUACAAAAUUCGUAGGUGGGGGGAUAAAAUCAUUAGUCAUCGGAUAGUGAUGAACUGCGAUUCAUCGUGCAACUGUAUUCCUUCUGCGAUUUAUUACGUCAUCGUGAUAUACAUAUUAUUAAAAAGCAUAUAAAAGUAAAACGAAAUAAAUAAAUAUUCUCAUAACAAUGAAGUGGUUUACGGGAAAUGUCACGGAGGCGGUUAUGACAUCAAAGUCAAGGAAGGCAGUUUUUGUUGUAUUUAUUGAAGGUAAAGAUGACAAAUCAGCACAGCUUGCUCAAACAAUUGAUGCUGUAGAAGUGUCCUCUCGCUUAGAAGAAGAUUAUUUUGUGGCUAUAAGAUUGGAGAGCGGAUCUGAGGAUUACAGCUUCUUUGCACAGAUUUAUCGAUUUGUGCCAGUACCGUCCUUAUUUUUCAUUGGAGAAAAUGGUAUACCACUGGAAAUUGUUGGUGAUAACAUAACUGCUGUCGAGCUAGCAUCAAAAAUCGAUAGCAUAUUGAUAAAGGCAGGAAAGGAUAGUAAACAAGCUUCGUCAAACUUUAUUGAUGCAGAAGAGAGAGCUGCUAGUGUCAGUAGCACUAACGCUACUGGAGGUUCUGUUGCAUCUGAUAUAAGUGACAUAAGUAAUAACUCUAAUCCAAACAUAGAUUUAGCUUCAACUGUAACAGAAUCUGUGGAUAACAUUUAUGAUAACAAAGAUGUUAUAGAAAGUGAAACUGUAAAUACAGAGAACCAAGACAAUAAUGAGGCAUCAAAGAAAAAUGUUGAAACUAAACAAGCAAGUCAGAAUCAGGAACUGACAGCCGAAGAAAAGCUGGAACGAGCACGACAGUUGAUUGAACUGCAACGAAAACAACGAUUAGAGGAAGAACAGAAAAAGGAUCGAGAGCGCGAAAUUGAACGGCGCAAAAUGGGACGCGAUGUACAAAAAAUGCGACAGUUGCAGCAAGAGCUGAAAAUAAAGCAAGCUGUUGAGGAAAGGAAGCGAGCAAAGGCUGAAGAGAACGCAGCUCGCGAAAUCAGACAACAAAUUGCUCAAGAUAAGCUAGAACGGAAACAAAAGGAGCUUGCACUGCAGCAACAGAUGCAACAGCAGCAAAGCCAAGAGCAACCUAAAUAUAUUCCAACAUCCAAUGUGACUGUGACCAGAAUUCAAUUCAGGUUACCAUCUGGCUAUUCUCAUACAGGACAGUUUGAACCAUCUAGUACUCUGGGUGCCUUGCGCAACUAUGUUGUAGAAAACAUCGAGUUGCCCUUCCGACAAUUUGCCAUGUCAAUGUCAUUCCCAAGAAGAGAAUUAACUAACGAGGAAAACAAUAAGACUCUUCUGGAACUUGAAUUGGUCCCAUCUGCCGUCAUUUUAAUUCUUCCUUUGAAAAAUUCUAAUGUCACAACAGCGGUCACUUCGACGCAAGACGUUGGCUUCUUCUCGCGCUUUAUAUGGUCCUUCUUUACUCCCGUUAUUCGUAUUUACAAUUAUGUGGUAGGCUACUUUUUGGGCACUAAUGGAGACGCGAAUCAACAACGUGGUAAUUCCGCUGACGAUGCCACAGAAGCGACGAAUAACCCCGACAGAGCCAUUUCACCGAAUCGGCGAAAUGUAGUUCAGUCUUCGGGUUUAUUUAGAAGAUACUUGGGUAAUCAAGGAGGGACAACUAUCAGAGCACAAGGGAAUAUACACAGACUACAUUCAGGUGGGGAUGAUAAUGAUGAGAAUAAUACUUGGAACGGUAACUCCACGCAACAAAUGUAAAGUAAUUCUGCUUCUCAAGUCGGGUCACAAAUAAGUCACGUUUAAUCGAUAUCACUAUUCUCGGUAUAUAAAUUGCUGCAUUGUAAUUAAAAUAUUCAACACUUUUCAUUCUUUUUGUACACUCUUUGUUGUACAAUAAUGCUAAAAUUUAUCGGCAAUUUUUUUGCACUGAGCGAAUUCUAUUAUAAUGUUUAAAUAUUAUAUACAUCAAUAGUGGAUCGCGAAAGAGAGAG
Molecule: messenger RNA, 2114 nt
Organism: Nylanderia fulva
Lineage: Eukaryota; Metazoa; Arthropoda; Insecta; Hymenoptera; Formicidae
Product: UBX domain-containing protein 4
Biological process (GO): ERAD pathway
Cellular component (GO): endoplasmic reticulum
Molecular function (GO): protein binding
Source: RefSeq, a predicted model, not a curated record